AUGACCUCACGAACGGCCAAACCAGAAAAGCGUCAAGAAACCAAAGAAGACGCGCUGCAUCAAUAUCAGGAUAGUGAUGGACACUUUUCACUCGUCAGAAAUUUUCGUCUCGCUGACCUCGUCACAAUCAUGAACGGCUUUUGUGGCUCCUUCUCCAUCUUCUCCUCGGCGCGCUACUUGCUCACAAACGACAAGACGCACUUGUGGGCAGCGCUCACGUACCCGCUCGCUGGGCUCAUGUUUGACUUUUUCGAUGGAAAGGUUGCGAGGUGGAGAAAGAGUGCGAGCCUUCUCGGUCAAGAACUGGAUAGUUUGGCGGAUUUAAUUUCUUUUGGUGUCGCCCCUGCUGUGUUGGCAUUUGAUGUCGGACUACGAACUUGGAUCGAUACAGUCAUCCUUACCGGUUUCAUCUGCUGCGGUCUUGCUCGUUUGGCUCGCUUCAACGCGACGGUUGCGUUGAUUCCCAAAGAUGCUACUGGUAAAUCGAGAUACUUUGAAGGUCUCCCUAUCCCUUCGACGCUUAUUCUUGUCGGCCUACUGGCCUUCUGGACACAAAAAGGCUGGGUCGCGUCUGAGCAAGGCUUACCACUUGGGACGUUCACAUUAUGGGAAUCUAAAGAUGGCUCCGGGGACGUUCAUUAUGUUUCGCUCAUCUUUGGGGCGUGGGCUGCUGCUAUGGUUAGCAAAACGCUCCAGGUACCCAAGCCUUGA
Messenger RNA from Serendipita indica DSM 11827, 711 nucleotides. NCBI's taxonomy places the organism in Eukaryota, Fungi, Basidiomycota, Agaricomycetes, Sebacinales, Serendipitaceae. The record is from the annotation of a GenBank genome assembly.